GAACAUUAUGAAUGUUAAGAAUUUAUUAAUUGAAGAACCACAUCCACAAAGAAUUGAUUCUCCAGUAAUGGGAAGAGAACAGCUAGAUACGCGUCUACAAAAUUUAUUUAAAGAAUGGGAAGAAAACUACAGUGUUUCAGACAUUUAUAUUGAAGAAGCUAUGUCAUACAGGGAACGGGCAUUAAAUUGUUGGAAACUCUGUGCUUCUCUAGUUGAACGCGUUGAUGGUGAAACGCAGGUUUUGGAAAAAGAAUUGGAACGAUUUAUAGAUGAAUGGAAUCUUCCAUUUGACGUUUCUAACGCGAUAUUAUUAACACGCGGUGAUAUUGCUUUGUCGCAUGGACAAUUGAGAGAAGCGAACGCAUUCUAUCAUGAAAUAUGUUCUCGCAGUUCAGGUGCCUGGAACAAACAUCGUAAAAAGGAAAAAUAUCGUAAUUCACUAUCAUCUCUAUAUCCGAGUGCACAGUCAACACAGGAUGAUGAAUUAGACCCUACAUCUACAGAUGAAUUUUCGAUAAAAGAACAGAUACCUCUUCUUCUACUUUUUCGAGUGUGUUAUUCUAUUUCUAUUCUUUACCUUGCAAUUGACUGGUGGUCUCAAGCAUGUGUUGAGCUAUAUAUGAUUUUGGUUUCGAUACCAUUUACCCCAAUCACACAAGAACAUUUUGAAAAAGAUGAUUGGCUUGUGAAUAGAAAAAAAAUGGUGAGCACCACGUGCAGUGAGGUAUGUAAACGUGAAGGUUUUAAAUGGAUAGAAACUACACAAGAAUAUUUGAUGAAAGAACUUAAUGCAAAAAAAUAUCACUCACUGGACCAAACAUUGGGUAACAUAAUUGUUUUAUCCCAAUGUGGUUGGCCAUAUUGGCGCGAUCGGAUGUUUCGGCCAAUAGUUCUACCAUUAAUUAAAAAAUGUGGGGGAUUAAUUUAUCCAGAUCUUUUGAGAUUUGUAAACAAUGUUGAUAUUCUUAGUGAACUCUUGGCAUUGUAUCAUGAAUUGCCGAAUCUCAAUUUUUCUUUUUGCCCAAUAUCAAAGGAUGACCAACCUGCUCCAACAAAUAUAUCAAUACAGGCUUUAGAAAGCUGUAUUAAUCGUCCUUCAUGUAAUGAAACUUUGGUUGCGUUUUGCCGGGAAAGAUUAAACGACAAACCAUUAAAUGUUAUG
Dentiscutata erythropus is the source of this 1162-nucleotide messenger RNA. The record is from the annotation of a GenBank genome assembly. Lineage: Eukaryota; Fungi; Glomeromycota; Glomeromycetes; Diversisporales; Gigasporaceae.